CGAAUCAGUUCCAGUACUUGUUCGAACUCUUCGAUCCAGCGUUCGCUCCUUGCUGGAGAGAGGAGGGCAUGGAAGCGAACGGGUCGGAGAUCGUGUUCUUCGACGUGGAGACGACGGUGCCGAGCCGCUCUGGCGAAAGGUUCGCGCUGCUGGAAUUUGGGGCCAUUCUCGUCUGCCCGCGACGGCUGGUGGAGGUCGGGUGCUACUCCACCCUCAUCCGCCCCGCGGACCUCGCCGCCAUUUCCUCCGUUUCCAUCCGCUGCAACGGCAUCGGCCCCGACGUCGUCUCCACCGCCCCGACCUUCCACGACGUCGCUGACCGCGUUUUUGACGUGCUCAACGGACGAGUUUGGGCAGGGCACAAUAUUAUUAGGUUUGAUUGCCCUCGGAUAAGAGAGGCGUUUGAGGAGAUCGGGCUGGCGGCUCCUGAGCCCAAGGGCAUAAUUGAUACAUUGCCUUUGCUUACUCAAAAAUUCGGCAGACGAGCUGGGGACAUGAAAAUGGCUAGUUUGGCAACUUACUUUGGGCUCGGACAACAGAAACACAGGAGCCUAGAUGAUGUUCGAAUGAACCUUGAAGUUCUCAAGUGUUGUGCUGCAGUUCUGUUCUUGGAGGUGAGUCUCCCAGAUGUUUUUUCUCUUGAUAAUUUGGUGCCCAACGGUAUUACAUCAAGAACAGCGGCCUACUGGAAUGCUUCUCGUUCUCAGCAAAAUCUGUACUCACCUUCUGACGAAUUCAAUGAUCAGCAAAUAAACAGACAUAUUUUGAAUACCAGUGAUCAAGCUGGACCUAGUACUCCUGUAUCUGAGGAUCUUUCCAACAUGGCGGUGAAAAUGAACAUAGACUUGUUACAGUCUGACACACAGUUGGCCCAAAUAACAUCUGAUUGUGACAUUAUUUCUACCUCAGUUCCUACUGAAAAUUCCCAUGGGUAUGCUGGAUUUUUGGAGGUUGAUCAAGUGUUACCAAACAAGAUCAGAGCACCUACAAUCCAAAGUUCUCGAAAGAUUGUUCUACUUUACAGAGAUUGUCCCUUGCAGCUUUUUUGUACGGGGAUGAUGAUUCAUUUUGGUGUCAACUCAAGAUUCAUAGACUAUGCCGGCCGCCCAAAGCUAAGUAUUGUGGUGGGUGCUCCAGAGAACUUAUGCAAGGUUUUGGAUAUCUGCGACCAAGUUGCUCAAGUAGCAUCUCAGAAUUCUGAUAGCAACUCUGAAUGGCGACCUGUGCUAAAGAGGCUUGGCCACUCAAAUACCUUCACUAUUCGUCUGCACAUCCCUACUGUGGCUAAUCGUGAUGGGGCCAUAUACUCCACUGAGAUGUACCACAAAGAUCCUUCUGGGAAUAUGCAGAAGCUUGUUUUCAGCAGAUUAGAUGCCUCUGAGCUUGAAACAAUAUUUGUGCCAGGAACUACAGUUGAUGCUUAUUUCAAUACAGACAUCUAUGAUUUCCAACAGAAUGCAGGCAUCAAAUUGGUAGCCAGGAGAUUGGUUGUGGUCUCCAAAUAGGAAAAAAAAAAAUAGAGUAAGGUUUCAUCAGUAAUAUGUAGUGCAAAUUAUGGUGGUUGAAUGGCAGCAACCACAUUGUGGUAGGGGGUGAUGUAACUUAAUCUAUCUUUCAUUGACAUUUAUCCAUGAUAAUUGAUCUUGCUAAAUGCAAAAAUAUUAUAAUCUUUUAUUUA
This is a messenger RNA of Zingiber officinale, 1678 nucleotides long. RefSeq names its product protein NEN1-like. The record is from RefSeq and is a predicted model, not a curated record. Gene Ontology annotation, molecular function: 3'-5' exonuclease activity; nucleic acid binding. Lineage: Eukaryota; Viridiplantae; Streptophyta; Magnoliopsida; Zingiberales; Zingiberaceae. The transcript has 6 exons. Bases 69 to 1505 code for a protein of 478 amino acids.